GACAUGAAUAUUUUGUUGGUUCCCUUGCAUAAUGUUGUCCUAAAAUGUGAACUGUUCCAGGGAGAAGCAAAGCUCGCUGUGCGCCCAGCACUGCCUAUUCCGGGUGUGACGCUGAUCCUGGGCAACGACCUAGUGGGUGCUAAGGUCUGGGCUGGGGUCCCGCCGCCGCCGGCAGUGGUGACCUCUGUUCCCUUGGUAACAGAGGAAGAUGAUGAGGGUGAAAAGAAGAGUGUAAAGAAGAAGCGGAAAAGGAAGAAGUCGUCGGCCAGGAAAGCUUCAGACGGCUCGGCUGCAGAGUCUGAUGCGGAGAGCAAGAAGAAGAAGAAAAUCAAGGAGGAAGGUGAUGAGAAGGACGAGAAGAGCCGGCACAGGAAGAGAAAGGCGGAGCGAAUUCACAAGGACUCUUCCUCAGGGUCCUCGGUGGUCUCUGAAGGGGAAGAGGCUGUUGACGCCAAGAAGAAAAAUAGAAGCAGUGAAGAGAAGGACAGAAUAACAAAAUCCAAGAAGAAGAGGCGGAAGAAGCACAAGAAGCACGGGAGGAAGAGUAAGAAGAGGACGGCGUCGGGCUCGGAGCACGACUAGGACCCGCGGCCUCAUCGCUGGGACCUCACUCACUACAGACUGUCCAAACCAGAGAUUGAUAAGAUGGUCACUGUUCCUGCAAUCCUAUGCCCUGGACAUUCGUCAUGUUAAAGGGGCGGAGAACGUGGUGGCCGAUGCCCUGUCACGGGCUCCUCAUGACUGAGGUCCGGUCUCCGUUGGUCCUUUUUGCCUCUGUCUGUCUUGCACCCCUUAAAGUGCUUCCGUGGUACCGGUUGCUGGGGUGAAGGCCUGUGACAGUGGGCAGGCGGCCAUUGGAGUAGAGGUUGGGUAUGACAGGGAGUAGAUAGUAUAUAUUUAUCUAAGGUUAAAUGGGUUGCCGGUGAUCCCUUUGGGACUCCGUCUUUAUGGGGG
Gadus chalcogrammus (walleye pollock) is the source of this 954-nucleotide messenger RNA. Its product is annotated as protein FAM133-like. Bases 4 to 582 code for a protein of 192 amino acids. The record is from RefSeq and is a predicted model, not a curated record. The transcript is spliced from 2 exons. NCBI's taxonomy places the organism in Eukaryota, Metazoa, Chordata, Actinopteri, Gadiformes, Gadidae.